Penicillium psychrosexuale is the source of this 1845-nucleotide messenger RNA. Its product is annotated as fungal specific transcription factor domain-containing protein. Gene Ontology annotation, biological process: regulation of DNA-templated transcription. Lineage: Eukaryota; Fungi; Ascomycota; Eurotiomycetes; Eurotiales; Aspergillaceae. Gene Ontology annotation, cellular component: nucleus. Gene Ontology annotation, molecular function: DNA-binding transcription factor activity, RNA polymerase II-specific; transcription cis-regulatory region binding. The coding region runs from base 1 to 1845 and encodes 614 amino acids. The transcript has 5 exons. The record is from RefSeq and is a predicted model, not a curated record.
AUGCGUAUUCUCAGAGCUGAAACAGCGAGCUCGAGCUUCACAACGAACGAAACCGUAAGUGGACGUGGAGGGAGACUAGCCGAGCUGGAGUCAAAGCUCACCGAUAUCAUUGGUCUUCUAUCACAAUCUAGCGCACCCCUUCCUGGAGUCCAAACACCCGUUGAUCUAGAUUAUGGGCUGGCUGAGAUUCCUGAAUAUUCCAGCGACAACCCACACCCAACAGCUGAAUGGAUGAGCCAAGGGUACCUGGCUGGUCCUGAAUUGAACGAAGCCCUAGGGGCGAGCGAAGAGCAGAAUACCACCGAAGUUGUCCCAGAAAAGUCUUGGGACGCCACUACGAUGGACGCCGCGUGGAUUACCGAAUUAGGACUCGGUCCUGUCGUCCUCGAGCAUCUUCUAGACAAGUUCCGCGGUAUGGCGUCCUAUUUUCCAUUUGUGCAGCUUUCAUACGCCUGGACUGCUGCAUCGAUGGCUGAAGACCGCCCCUUCUUAUUGCUUGCAGCUGUUGCUGCUGCUUCCUCACAGUACUGUCACCUUCAAGACGCCCUGAUCAGACAAUUUAAGCAGACUCUCAGUCAGCGGGUAAUCAUAGCUGGCGAGAAAGAUCUAGAUCUGCUCCAGGGAUUACUUGUUCACCUUGCCUGGUACCAUUUCCACUUUGUUCCAGGAAGUGCACAAUACUACCAGUACUUACAAAUCGGCAUCGGUAUGGUCAUUGACCUUCGCCUUGAUCAAGAAGCUGCCAACUUGCUUGAGCAACGAACCAAGCUGGGUGAUGCUUAUAUCCGAGAAGCAUGCCGUGCUUAUCUAGGCUGCUAUUACAUGUCUAGCAUAAUAGCAAUGUCUUCGGGAAAGCCCAAUAAUCUCCAGUUUCACGAGGCCAUGCUUCGGUGCGCUGUGAUGCUGCAGCAACAGCCAGAAUUCGACACAGACCUUUUGAUAUACCCAGUAACAAAAGUGCUACAGUUCGCCGAGGAAGUCUGCGAGACUUACCGGUCCGAAGGUAUUCAUGGGACUCGGCUGUACAUCCAUGCUGAACGAUUCACGACACGGUUAGAGGAAUGGUGGUCGUCUCUAUCGACGGAUCUUCGCAACACGGUGUUGCUGAUCAACUGCUAUCAUACUGUCAAGAUCCGGAUUCAAGAAAUGGGCUUGGUAUAUUGCUACGGACAGAGAAGGCCACCGUCUCCAAAGGCACAAGAGGAUUCCACCAUGUUAUCUACACCUCCAAUGGUCAUCAGCAACUUGGUCAAAUGCGUCAGCUCCACCAAGGAGUAUCUCGAUUUGUUCUUCACCAUUCCCGCUGCGGAGCAUAAUAGCUUGCCAAUUUCCGCGUGGUAUCAAGUCAUUUUGACGAUAUUUGUGCUUUACAGGUUGUCUGUGGGACUGCCAGAAGUACCUGAAUGGAACGGGGAGAUUGCACAGGAAACUGUGAAUCUGGAGGAAUACCUUGAUACACUGCUAUCUAAUCUACAGGCUAUUAAACCAUCGCCAGAUAGACAAAUACCCACCAAGAGCCUCUUUUCAAUGCUGCAUGAGAUUAUAGGAAGUGUGAAGAAUUCCUAUGCAUUGACAAAAGAGAAUCUCGCACAUGUCCAUGAUAGUCACCAUGCGCAUCACGACCUUGGGGCUUCAAAAAACACAGCCGCAUCUGCUCAAGGGCUGCACCGCUGCCCUGCGUUGCGGUAUUCGAGUCGCCGCGUCGCUCAAGCUCCGGAUCAGCCUACACUACAAAACGCCAUUGCUACGGAAGUCCAGAAGAUAGGAGAUGAGAAGCUGUGGGGUGAUAUUCUAUUGAUGGAUGCAUUUCAUAGCAUGACAGGUUCAUCAGCUACAGCGUUUUGA